AUGUUGCACCUUCUAAGCUUUCUACUACUCGUGACACUUGCUGUAUCCAAGCGGAUCAAUCUAUACGCUCGGCCAAUUGACGCUGAAUCUUCGUCCGAUCCCAUUGGUUUCAUCGAGGACGACUCGGUCUACUUGAUGGAUUUCGAUUUACAGCCACACCAAUCGUAUUGCAUCGGCACCAAAGAUCUCCACAACCACGAAUGUUUCAGCUUCCAACCGGAUUUGCGCUCAUUCAACAACUCGGUAUUCAACGUCUACCUCACUGAAGAUGGCGAUAUCCACAGACUAGCGCUUUCAUUCGAUGAAAAUGCCACAGCCCCCAAAAUCAAAAAACACAGGUCCAUCACUGCUCCCCAGCCUAACAUGAACCCCGAAUCGCUCAAGAAACAACGGGAAGAGCAGCAGAAGCAGUCUGCUGGCCAUCAAGGCGAACGCAGGCAGAAAGUCGUGCAGAGGAAAAUCGUCAAGAUUGUCAAUGAAAAGGGCGAAGAAGAAGAACAGGAAGUUGAAGAAGAGGUUGAAGUUGUCGUUGACGACAGAUCGUGGAUUCAGAAGAACUGGAUGUACAUCGUUCCGCCAUUGAUUAUAUUCUUGCUCUUGGGCGGAGGCGGCGACGCCAAAUAG
This is a messenger RNA of Lodderomyces beijingensis, 624 nucleotides long. NCBI's taxonomy places the organism in Eukaryota, Fungi, Ascomycota, Pichiomycetes, Serinales, Debaryomycetaceae. The record is from the annotation of a GenBank genome assembly.